AUGGCAGAAUCCAAGUAUGCACAAGUAAAUCCAGCGGUGGCACCAUCCCCGACAUUAGCUUCAUCGUUUCCAACUCCUGUGACCCCACUCCCUCCUCCAGAGUCUUCCUCGAUCGAGACCCAACGAGCUCAAGCCGCCGAAGCAGCAGCAGGCGCUGGCAUCUCAAUAGACCCAGACAUGAUUUUGUUGGAAGACGACUGGUUGAUUGCCGUGCAGAAACCGCCAGGAGUGUACAGUGAACACAUCCUAUCAGCCGUGGGUGCCAUGCUGACCACGCGAGACCGAGCGACACACGCGAAACGGCCAAGUGCGGAAAGCGCGGAGGAGUCGCACAUGCCAUCAAGUGUACCUGUGAUUAGAAAACUUCCAGAGCAGAGCACACGUGCUGUGGAUGGGAAGAUGACAUUGGGUGCGGAGAACUUAGCAGCAGGAAUGCAGGGUUUGAGUUCCACCAGCAGUACGCCAGCUGCAGCUGGCAGUCACACGGCGUUGUCACCUACAGGGUUACCCGCUUCCACCCCGUUUCUGGUGCACCGAUUGGAUCGCGAUACCAGUGGCGUGCUGCUGCUGGCGAAGACCGCAAAGUCAGCUGCCAAGCUAGGGAAGGCGUUUGAGAGGAGGGACGUCAGCAAGUCGUACUUGGCUCUCUGUGCUCUGUCCGACGCUUCUGCUGUUGCACCCAGUGGGGAUACUCGCUGUGAUGAAGAGAUUGUUGGUGCUGGAGACGCUGUCUUGGUGUGGUCUGAUGAGAGCUUAAGCAAGACGGAUAACGACAGCCAGGAAGAGCUAGUUAUCAACGAGGAACCUGUGCCAUUCAUUUGCAUCAUUAGGGAAAUACGCCAGCAAGUCAGAGCCGGUGCUCUGGCUCCAGUAGAAGUCGUCGGUCAGUGGAUGUACUCCGUUCAGGAGAUUUCGGAUGACCGGCGGAAGUUCCAUGGUUUCAGCAGAUCCUCAUGCUCAUCACUACCCUACAACGAACAGGAGCUCGCGGACCGUCGGCUCCUCUUCUACUCCUUUCACACGGAUCCGUUUGACGCUGAAGCGAUUGCUGGUAAAUGCACCAUUCAUAUGCUUCCACGAGCCAAGGGCUUUCUCAAAGAGGAAGAAGCUGGAGGAUUUGUGGUUCACUUUAUCUACCGCCAUAUGGAUGGACGGAUCGUGGCCGUUGAUGACCGGAGUAGGAUGGAACGGGGAGAAUGGAAGGAGGUUGAAGCGACACUGCAGGAAACCAGAAUCAGGCUGAAGAAGAUGCUGAAAGACAAGUCCGUCAAGUUGACGGAUUCGGGACGGAGUAAGCGUGUCAGGGAGGAAGGGUCUGGAGAGGGGUCGGAAUCUGAAGAUGAGAGAAGUGAUAAUGAGCCGCUUCAUGCAAGGAUGGGUCAGUCCGCUAAAAGGAGGCGGGAAGCUGAUGUGGAGACUUCGGACGAUGAUGUUCCGAUAGGAGCGAGGGUCAACAACGAGAAGGCAAAGAGAAGAAAAGUCGCCAAGCAGCAGAAUACGUUACAGCGUGAUCCGGCUGUUUCCAUGCACGAUCCAGCUGCUAGGAAAGUUUACCAAGCAAAGGUGAAGGAUGGUUUCGGCGUAGGUUUCAAGCGUUUGAGGAAGAUGAAGCAGCGAGUGGUAAGUGAUGAUGAGGAGGGGCAACAGGAGGUGCAGGAGAGUGAAGAGGAUAUUGGUGGUGGGGAGUUGGACGAAGACAACAGCAGGCUACGGAACACACAUGGUGUUUACCCAGGAGACUACCUGUGGAACCGACGGAGCAGAGAUGAAGGGCUGGAUGAAGGAGGUGGUGCGGAUGCGACAACCACGAAGCAGCAUAAUAUGGAGUCGGUAGAGGACGUGCGUGUAGAGGCAGCGGAAAGGGGAGCAGUGAAGAGAUCGGCGUCGUUUGGGAGAGGUGGUGAGGGGAGGGGAGGGAAGGAAGACGGGAGGAAUGGUGCUGUUGCCCUUGGUCGCCCUCCUUUUGCCGAAAGAGUGGAGAAUGUCGGGAAGAAGGCGUGUGACAUGCAGGGGAAAAAGACUGGCGGGAGGGAAAGUGAAAGAAGGGGAGAGAAGGGUAGAGAGAAGGAUAGAGAAAAGGGUGGAGAGAAGGUACGCGAGGAUACGGAGCGAGAGAAGUCACAGGUGGGAGGGAGGGCUAUUGCUAGAUCUCACAGUGGAAAACGGUGUAUGGCGACAAGCAGUGCACCGCGUAGCACUGCUGCUGCUUCUGCUGCGGUUGGCACUGCUGAUGAUACCUCCCGUUCGUCUGGUGCCGGCUCCGGUCCAUCCGUUGCUGGGAACAAUAGCUUCAAGUCUCCAGCAGUAGUGGCAGGAGCCGCACCAGCAGCAACAGGAGGGUCAGCAGCAGGACAAGCACAAGGAGCAGCAGCAGGGUCGCAGUCUCAGAGGUGUACAGCAGCAGAGAUCCUGGAGCGCGCUGGCUGCUGCACUGGCAUCCCCAAGCGGGACCACAUGCUAGAGUUGCUGCUCUCCGCACUUCUCACUGCAACCUCCUCCUCCCCAUGCGCCUCACCAAGGGCCUCUGUCCCUUCUUCCAUUCCUGCAAACGCCUCUUCCACUGCUGUCGCUGUUGGCGGAUCCUCUGCUGCUGCUGCAGUUCCCACAGCCAGUUCCUCUGCAGCUGCAAUUCCGACAGUCGAUUCUUCUGCAGCUGCAGCUCCCACGGACAGCCCCUCUGCUGCUGCUGCAUCAGACUCAUUUAUCCACGAGAAGCAGCGCGAGUGGGAGAUGAAGGCGGCGAAAGCGGUGUCUGAUCUGGAGGAGCUCGCGAAUGAGACGCUGGGGGAUGGCGUGGGGUCCAGGUAUACUGUCAAGCUCAGAUCCGUGCGAGCAAAUUUCAAGAGUGGAAACUGCUUAUCGCGUCGCUUCGUUCUGGGCGAGCUCUCGCCACCAGUUGUGCUCUCCAUGUCACCGGAGGAACUGAAGGACGGUCUGACGAGGCGGGAGAAGGCACUGAUUGCCCCGCCUGUUGCCAGGCCCAGGCGCAGCGAGUGUGUGCAGUGGGUGGGGAUACGGUGCUCCCAAUGCAGCUGGCGAGGGGACCGGCAGGUGAAGAUUCUGGACAUCCUCAACAGCCCCAAGGGGCAGCAGUACAAGUUGGAGUGUGCAACGUGUGGUCACGAGUGGUUCCUCUCUGCUGACGCGGUUCUUGCUGCCUCCUCUCCUGCAAAACCUGCUUCUCGUGUCCCGGCCGCCACUCCUCCUGGUGUAACGCGUGACACUGCAACGGCUGCUGCUGCUGCUGAUGCUGCUGAUGCUGCUGAUGCUGCUGGUGCUGCUGGUGCUGCUGGUGCUGCUGGUGCACCAGCCCGUCGUGGUCCCUCUCGUCCUGGUGUAAAUCGUAACAAUGUCGUGGCUGCUGCUCCUGCUGCUGCUGCUGCUGCUGCUGCUCCGCAUGAUCCCGCAUUUCUUCGUGUGACUCGUAACAACGUCCCUGCUGCUGCUGCUGCUGCUGCUGCUGCUGCUGCUGCUGCUGGUGUUGCUGCUGCUGGCACUGCUGCAGCACCUCCCGAUGCUCCCUGUCCUCUUCGUGUGACUCGUAACAAUGUACCUGCUGCUGCCGGUGGUGGUGCUGUUGGUGGUGGUGGUGUUGCUGGUGCUACUGCUGCUGUUGGUGGUGGUGCUGCUGCUGCUGUUAGUGGUGGUGGUGCUGCUGGUGGUGUUAGCGGUGGUGCUGCUGCUGAUGCUGUUGGUGGUGGUGCUGCUGCUGAUUCUGUUGGUGGUGGUGGUGGUGGUGGUGCUGCUGCUGCUGCUACUGCUGCUGCUGCUGCUUCUUGUCUUUCUGCUCCCUCGUCUGACACUGCAACUCCCGUGGCUGCUCUUCCUGCUCCUUAUACCUCCUGUCCUCUUGGUUGCCCCCCUAUCUCUCACCAACCAUCCACUGAAUUCACUCUGGCUGCUGCCAGCCCAGGCUUCUCUGCCUAUGGGAGUCCAGGUGCGGUGUAUGCUGGUCACGGGGUGUGGGCAGGUGCUGCUGACUGGGAAGGAGUCAACGCGGGUCAAGGAAAGAGGGUCAACGCUGGUCAAAGGGAGGAGGUCAAAGGGAUCUGUGUUCCACGGCCACGAAGGCGGUUCACCGAUCAACCUCCUGGGCAGCAGCAGGAGCAUUCAGCAGCAGCAGCAGCAGCAGCAGCAGUCUCAUCGCAAAGAGGCGUGGGAGAGCCACAGUUGAAGCCAGCAGUGGGUCGUCACCUAUCAACAAUGGUGAAACGCACUGCACCGCACUUAAAGCCUGCAAACCACAGUGCACCAAUUGUUAAGCCGGUUAUGAGAAUUCCUGGCAGUGAGGGUGUGUGUGCUGCUGGUGGUCAAGCAUGUGUUGACACGGACACCUGGUGUGAGAGGAAUGGAGCCAAUGUGAUGGCACCAGGAAAACCAGCAGCAGCAGCAGCCGGAGGAGGAGGGUUAACACCAGCUGCAGCAGUGAACUCGAUUGACCUGAUGGAGUUGGAUCAUGCCUUUACCCUCGCAAAAUCACCUGACUUUUCACCUGACGUUCGGGAUCCCCCACCUGCACUCAAGCCAGCGUCACCCCUAGUGGCGUCGGCUUUUCCUGCAACUGUCUCUUCGCCUAUAGCUCCGGCUCCCCCUCCCGUGCGUCCGUCCUCACCAGUGGUGAUCAAUUUGGAUGACAUUGACGACAUUGACAGCUCCCAGGAGUAA
Closterium sp. NIES-65 is the source of this 4665-nucleotide messenger RNA. The record is from the annotation of a GenBank genome assembly. Lineage: Eukaryota; Viridiplantae; Streptophyta; Zygnematophyceae; Desmidiales; Closteriaceae.